Molecule: messenger RNA, 2200 nt
Organism: Pectinophora gossypiella (pink bollworm)
Lineage: Eukaryota; Metazoa; Arthropoda; Insecta; Lepidoptera; Gelechiidae
Product: homeobox protein aristaless-like
Exons: 5
Coding region: 301-1131 (276 amino acids)
Biological process (GO): regulation of transcription by RNA polymerase II
Molecular function (GO): DNA-binding transcription factor activity, RNA polymerase II-specific; RNA polymerase II transcription regulatory region sequence-specific DNA binding
Source: RefSeq, a predicted model, not a curated record
CAUCGAGCCGGCUGUAUUCUGUACCAGUCGUUUGAAGGCGUCGGUGUGUCAUAGUUUAUUGCUUUGUUGCUGGUCAACACGUCACGGGCUAUCAUGUAAAUUGUGUCGUUUAUUGACGGCAAUUUAUUCGUGUUCGCCAUAUUUUCUUCUCGUGCUUCACAAGGACUUGACCAUUUUUUUCGGAGUUCAGCGUGGGGUAUCAACCAUCGCAAAACCAUCGUCACCAUUGAUCUCCACGCAUAUUCUCUACUUUCCGCAUCCAUUGCCAUCUUCCCUCAUCAACCUUACUUCUCACCAACCAUGGGAGUAUCAGAACCUGGUUCGUCGUCAACCCCUGACCUUCCCCCGGAGGUGGAACGUCCAGGGUCGGGCAGUGGGUUGGAUGAUGAAGACCUGCCUCGGAGGAAGCAGAGGAGAUACCGGACCACGUUCACUAGCUAUCAGUUGGAUGAGCUGGAGAAAGCGUUCGGGAGGACGCAUUACCCUGAUGUUUUUACUAGAGAGGAGCUCGCUCUGAAAAUUGGCCUUACAGAAGCUAGAAUACAGGUGUGGUUCCAAAACCGGCGGGCGAAGUGGCGGAAACAGGAAAAGGUCGGUCCCCACGGUCACCCGUACAACCCGUACUUGGGUGCGCAGCCGCUGCCAACAUCCGCCUCCCUCGCAGCACCACCACACCUCGCGCAGCUUGGCUUCGGAUUGAGGAAGCCUUUUGACACUGCUGCUUUGGCGUCUUUCAGAUACGCAAGCACACCACUAUUCGGCGCUCAGUACCUGCCGCCGCUCUCGCGGCCGCCAUUAUUCGGUGCCCCGCUCUACGCAUCGCCCGCGCACUUCCAUUCUCUAUUUGCCAACCUAACCGCUCCUGAGCCGCCGCGACUUUCGGAGCCCUCGCCCGAUCAUAGCCGAGUAUCUUCCGAACACUCCCGAUUGUCGCCGGAGCACUCUCAACCGUCAUCAGACACCCGUUCGCGGUCCAUCUCUCCCCCUAUAUCGCCUGGAAGCGAGACCUUGCCUCCGCUGCCAGUAGUGGAUGACGUAAGGAACUCCAGCAUAGCAGCGUUGAGACUGGCUGCAAGAGAACAUGAGUUGAGAUUGGAGUUGUUGAGGCAGAGAGCUGAUUUGAUUUGUUGAUGAAUAUUGGUUACGAGAAGAGAAAGGAGAUUUGAUUGACAAAUAACUUACGUAAAUACAAGCUUUUUCUUCAACAUGUAAAGGUUUUUUUCUCAGUAUAUUGUGCAAUUUAGGAUUUGAUUCCCUAAAAAAAUUUUUUGUAGUAAGUAUGUAAAGACAAUGUUAGAACAAAUGUUAUCUUUGCGCAUUAUUCAUAAACAGCCUUUAUACGUCCCACUGCUGGGCACAGGCCUCCCCUCAAUCAACCGGAGGAAGCAUUAUUAAUACAGCUUAAAGUUCUAACAGCUGACGUCGGACUUGGUGUGUCUUUGGCUUUACUUAAUUCUACAGUGGUAUCAGCGGACAGGACGUCUAAUCUGGCAAUAUUGCAAUUUGACAUAAGCGAACAAGUGUCAAAUACCAAUUUUUCAGAUGAAUUGCUCCAAUGUAAGACCACAUUUAGACCUCCGAUUAUGGCAGGUACUUGAUGAGAUUGUACUCUUACCUAUGUAAUGGUCGCGAUUUCCGCAGACAAGACUUACUUAAGAGCGCCAUCCUUCAAUUACGUUUAGAGUUAGAAAGUGAUAGUGCUAAUCUAAUCUAGCGUCAGCUUUAAAAUUGACAAACUACAGCGCGAUCUAACACCAUUGUGGAACUUUUCAUAGUGAUAUAAAACAUAAGUAUAGAAUAAGGAAUAAUACUACGUAUAGAACGGCAACUCUCCGCUCCCCACCAGCGGCUGAGCUAGGUUUAUACCUCACCGCCCUCGGUUUUAGUUUAGUCUUCAAUCGUAAGGGCGUCAGACGUCACACACACAGAUGCGCGUGUACUAUAACGUCAAUGUAUAGCUAGUGUCCGUGUAAAAUGAGGUGUUAUGUAUGAAGUAUCCGGGGUGGGGCUGAAAGAGUUCAAAUAAAUCUUCAAUAUCAGUGCCUUUUGUGGUAGGCUAUUACUUAAUGAUAAAGAAUUUAUAUUAAACUUGUAAAUAAACAUAUACUAUUAUUAAUUUAUCUUCGCACACUAUAGAUUGUAUUUUCCGUCCACUGUUAAUAUUGUAUACUUAAGUAAAUAGAAAAUGAAGUUUGUAAAG